UUUGACUUUGCCACAGCUAGACAAAGAAUCUAACAAAGAAUUAUAAAUUCAUGUCAUUGUGCAACGUUGAUUAAAGUCUUCUUUUUUGUUUGUGGUUUGAUCGGUUUUAACCCUUCGAGUGCACACUUAUUGCGUCAUCCAUAUGCUUAUGGGGUCAAAACGAUCCAGUGUGCACUUUGAGGGCCAUGUGAUGUUGAUUGAAAUAAAUGCUGCUACGAAUUUUGUUUCGGUAUCCCGCUCCGCUCAGGCCUCCCUCUAGCAACAGUGCGGACGCGGGAGAGUGGGGGGAGGACGUUAUACUUCAGUGAGUUUAGCGGUCGCCAUUUUGACCUUGGUUGACAUUAGUUCAACGCCAGCAUCGUUAUCGCAGCGCUCCUUACGGAGCGAAUGGGAUAAACGUCAACGUUAACGCAUAUUCCUUCAUUCGAUGUAUUCUCUCGUCUGAAAAUUCUCAGUUUAAAUAAACGUCGAUGAGACAGGAAAAAAGCAAUUAGUCGCGCCAUUAGAGCAGAAAUUCUACUGUACUUUGCGAACGCGACACCGCGCGCUGCGAUCGAAUAAUAGUUUUUAAAACGUGUGUUGAUCCGACAGUUGAGCAAAUUGGAAUGGGAGUGGAGCACGAAAAAAAUAAAUAAAACGGUCGGUAACGCAACCGUACGAUCAGUGCUGGGAAGUUCGGUGAUUGUUGACGAGUAAAAUUUUAAUAAACAAAUAAAUUUGGAUAAAAUACAAAAUUUUCGUGAAGCAUAAUGGUUUUGCUAAGCCUGCUGUUGUGGGGCUUGGCCCUCGUGAUAAUCGGUCUUCUCGUAAUGAUUGGACGUCAAAUAAUCUAUUGGCGUUUGCGGGAGAUUCCUUACGUCGACGUUUACCCAGUGAUCGGAAUGUUCGGACCACUGUUUUUCCGGCGUAAAUCGUUGGUCGAAUUGGCAGAUUAUUAUUAUCACUUGUGUCCAGGAUCGAAAUAUUAUGGUAUGAUGGAUUUUAAUGAGCCGACAUUGAUGAUAAAAGAUCCUGAAAUUCUGAAGGAAAUAACGGUCAAGAGUUUCGAUUAUUUUUUAAAUCAUCGCUCUUUCGUCGAGCCCGAAUUCGAUCCUUUGUUGUCGAAGAAUAUAUUCUCGUUGAAAGACGACCGUUGGCGGGAAAUGAGAAGUACGUUGAGCCCGGCAUUCACUGCUAGCAAAAUGAAAUUCAUGUUUCAAUUGGUGUGCCAAUGCUCGCUCGAUUUUAUACAGUACAUAAAAAAACAUCCCGAAAUGACAAUGGAAGAUUUGGAUCUCAAAGACGUUUACACGAGAUACACGAACGACGUUAUAGCGACCGCAGCGUUCGGCGUCAGUGUGAACUCGUUGGAGAAUCGCGACAAUGAGUUUUAUCUCAACGGUAAAGAUGCCAGCAGCUUCGAUGGUCUGGGUAAAUUCAUCAGGGUUAUCGGGGGCAGAUUAUUCCCGAAAUUAUUGCGCUUUCUCGGGCUAACUUUUCUCUCCCCUAAAGCUGACAAAUUCUUCAAGACUUUGGUUUACGAUACGGUGAAAACGCGCGAUGAAAAGGGCAUUGUUCGACCCGACAUGAUACACUUGUUGAUGCAAGCCAGAGACAACGAACGCGGCAUCGAUGUAACAACCGAUGAUAUCACAGCCCAAGCAUUCAUCUUCUUUUUUGCUGGAUUCGAAACCACCUCUCGCGUCAUGUGUUUAACCUCACAUUUGCUGUCGUAUCACCCCGAAAUUCAAGAUCGAUUGAGGACAGAAAUCGAUAGCGUUCUCGGGGGAGAAGAAGGAAACGUGACUUAUGAAUCGCUCGCGCAAAUGACCUACCUGGAUAUGGUACUUUCGGAAAGUCUCAGACUUUUUCCACCGACGCCUAUAAUGGAUCGAGUUUGUGUUAAACCCUAUGAACUCCCGGCACCUUCCGCCAAAAAUUCUAAACCGUUCGUCGUUCAACCGAAAACUAUUAUUUGGAUGAAUAUUUACGGCUUUCAUCACGAUCCCAAUUAUUUUCCAAAUCCCGAAACAUUCGAUCCUGAACGAUUCAGCGAAGAAAACAAAAACAACAUAGUACCCUACACUUACAUGCCGUUUGGAUUGGGACCGAGAAAGUGCAUCGGCGAGAGAUUUGCUCUCAUGGAAAUAAAGAUUCUUAUUGUCCAACUCUUGCGGCAUUUUGUAUUGAAACCGUCCGAAAAAACUACCAAAGACAUCACUUUUUCGAAAAAGUCGUUUGAUUUGAAUCCUGAAAGAGGAUUUUGGACGAGAUUGGAAGCGCGUCAAUGAAUUCGCGGAGAGAACACUUUCGUAAAAAUUGUUUUUUUUUUUUCACUUUUUCAUCACAUUAUUUCAACUUGAAUAAAAAAAAUCUGUUGGACGAUUUUUCAAAAAUUUAUCCUUCCUUCCCUUCCAUGACAAUUUUAGCCUCGCUCGCGCCCACUCCUGAUUCGAUUUUUUUACGUGAGCAUUUACGCAUAUUUAUCCGCGGAGGAUUCGCAUGCUACAAAGUUAUAUUACGUCGCACGCCUGAAUAUUUUUAUCUGUGACGGCACUGUAGCUCUAGGCUUCGAUUACAUAAGGUCUUUUGAUGUUUUUUUCCGACGCAUGCACUCUGUCUUGCUUGUUCAGUCGACUGGACCAUCGCAUAGCUCGAUUGAGUGGGUAGUUCGUCAAUAUAGCAGUUUGUUUAUCAUCCGCUAAAAAUUAACCGAUGACUGAACUUUGGACCAAGUUCCCGAAGAGCGUCGAGAACCCUCGAGUAUAUCCUCAUAAAAAUAUGUUUUGGGUUCAGAAGUGAAUGUUAAUUGCACUAGUAUAUUGAUAAUUAUGGAAAAUACUCAGUUAAAUACAUUUUGAGAAAUAUUUUAAUGGCCGGGAUGCAAUGGAAUGAAUAACGUAAAUAAAACGAAGAUAUUUUUAUUUUGAUUAAAUUAUAUCCGAAUUUUUUAAUUUAGGUUUAUAAAAACGAAUGUAUUUUACUCGAUCCAAUAAAAAAACAGUAUUUUU
Molecule: messenger RNA, 2990 nt
Organism: Venturia canescens
Lineage: Eukaryota; Metazoa; Arthropoda; Insecta; Hymenoptera; Ichneumonidae
Product: cytochrome P450 9e2-like
Exons: 1
Coding region: 750-2270 (506 amino acids)
Molecular function (GO): oxidoreductase activity, acting on paired donors, with incorporation or reduction of molecular oxygen; monooxygenase activity; iron ion binding
Source: RefSeq, a predicted model, not a curated record